This is a messenger RNA of Helianthus annuus (common sunflower), 1221 nucleotides long. RefSeq lists its product as uncharacterized. Lineage: Eukaryota; Viridiplantae; Streptophyta; Magnoliopsida; Asterales; Asteraceae. Bases 1 to 1221 code for a protein of 406 amino acids. The record is from RefSeq and is a predicted model, not a curated record. The transcript has a single exon.
AUGGGGGUGGGAGUGGAUAACGAUACUAUUCUUGCUAUGGCUAACAAUCUUAGAUGCAAAAAAGGCGAUAUUCCGUUUAUGUUCUUAGGCCUUCCUAUUGGUGAGAAUAUGAAGCACGUUAAGCCGUGGCGACCUAUUAUUGACAAAUUUGCAAAAAAACUGUCUAGAUGGAAAUCAAAGACUUUGUCGAUGGGGGGUAGAAUUACCCUUGCCAAGGCGGUGCUUGGUAACUUACCGUCCUACUACCUCUCAAUUUUUAAAGCCCUGCUAAAGGUUAUCAAAACCUUAGAAGGUAUCCGUCGGGAUUUUGUUUGGGGUCACACGGGUUCGAGGUGCAAGAUGAGGUGGGUGGCUUGGAGCAAAGUUCAAGCUCAUAUGAGGUUGGGCGGCCUCGGGGUGGGUGAAAUUCGCACCCUAAACUGGGCCUUACUUCUUAAAUGGAAGUGGAGAUUUAAGCAUUAUCCGAAUCACCUUUGGUCCAAUGUUAUAAAAGCUAUUCACAACAGAUCUGAUGGUGUGCAAGACAGUCCACUUAUAACUAAUAUUGCAGGGAAUUGGAAGGACAUUUUAAUGGUCACAAAAGACAUCGACAAAGCUGGAAUUCCUGGAGCUGAAUCGCUGGGUAUUGUUGCAUUGGAUGGAUCUUAUUCAGUGGCUCAGUUUCGCUGGAAGGUGGCUGAAAUUCUGAACAUUCGGGUUAUGUCGGAUGGUUUUAAUUGGAAUGUGUGGACCCCGUGCAAAGUUUUAUACUUCAUUUGGAAGCUCAGAUUGGGGAGUAUUGCUGUCAAAACUGUACUUGCGCAACGCGGGGUGCCUAUCACAAAUCUGAGUUGCAGAAUGUGUGGCCGCGAGGAGGAAACCAUUGACCACCUAGCCGUGUCUUGUGUCUUUGCAAGAGCGGUUUGGUGGCAUGUUUGCAUGUGGGUCAAGGUCCCGACUUUUACCCAGCCUUUGUUAGUUCGGGAGAUGGCGAAUGGCUUAAAAGAUAUGAAAGGGUCGGCUUGCUGGAAGAAGGUAAUUGAGGUCAUUUUUUACGCCACCUUAUGGAGGAUUUGGAAGGCGCGUAACGCGUUAAUCUUUGAUGAGGUGCAAUUCAACGUCACUAGAGUGGUGGAGGCGAUUAAGGAGGACUUGUAUUUGUGGAUAAAGUGUAGAUCUAAAUUCAGCGGGUUAGAUUGGGAGAGGUGGCGGGACUUUAACGUCCGAGAUAUUAUCUUGUAA